UUUGCUCGCUUCUUGGACACAUUUCCAGUUUCGUAGCUGGAAUUGAAUUAUUUUUUCAAGCUGAACAGUUUCUUGCUUUCAUUAAUUCGACCUCUACGUAGCAACAUGAAAUGUUCACUGAUUGUUGGCUCACGUAAAGAGGCCAUCGCAAUCAAUGGUACACCAAGCUUUGUAAAGUCAAAGCAGUUUGAGGGACAGGUUAAAGUACGGCUGCGGGAUUAUGAAGUUUUGGAUCAAGAAUACUUCUCAAGAUCCAACGAUACAUGCUCCAUCAUGAUUGCUGGAAGAUUUCUUCCUACGCAGGGUGCAUUAACAGCGGAUGAUAUAUUGUUUGGUAAUCAGUUUGAUAAACCCUUACGGGAUAUUCUUCCAACUGGAUCUUCUUACAUGAUGAAGGGUCUCAAACUGGUAGACCCAGCGAUUGAAUACGAUUUGUACUGUGAUCGACCAUGGGCAUUUUCUCCGUUUUAUGCAACGAUGACCAAGUUUACAACGGCUAAUGCUCAACCUCCUUUGAAAUAUUUCGAUGAAGGUUCUCCUGGAAGAAGGAAGGAAAUGCAAGAUCCUGAGAAUCGUAAAAAAAUUGUACUCAGUCCAAAUCAAUACUUCGUUGCUGAUUUUUGUAAUCCUUUCUUUGAUCCCAGCUCCAUGAGUGUCUCCAUUCCAUAUACCAGACUGAAGUUUUCUGUCAAAAGUUAUUAUUCUGGUCAACCUUUGCGAUAUGUUUGCAAAACACGGGCAGGAGAGACGAUUUUUGCUAUAGAGUUUGACUUAUAAAUAUAAAAAUACAAGCCUUCAUAGCUUGGAUUAGAUGAAAGGAAACAAUUCAUCCUGUUCGUUCUGUUCGUUAAAUAACGAAAACAAAAAAGAAAGAAAAGGUAUAUGUUUGGUAGCAUUCUAACGAUUUCUGAUAAGAAAAGAAGAAUUAAAUGAUUAUAAGAUUCACUUCCCAUAUUUCAAUUAGAGCAAAUUAUAAGGGUCCAAUACUUUUCAGGUCUUUACUAUUCCGUCCAUGCUUUAUAAGACUUUCAUCAAAUUGGC
This is a messenger RNA of Schizosaccharomyces octosporus yFS286, 1041 nucleotides long. RefSeq names its product DUF1769 family protein. Lineage: Eukaryota; Fungi; Ascomycota; Schizosaccharomycetes; Schizosaccharomycetales; Schizosaccharomycetaceae. Bases 106 to 777 code for a protein of 223 amino acids. The transcript has a single exon. The record is from RefSeq and is a predicted model, not a curated record.